UCACGCUGCUUCCUCAGGUCAGACAGGCUUUAUUUAACGAGAUGGACCUGCAGCCCACCAACUGGAGCUACUGCAGCUGCUGUUUACCCCACAGCAUCAUGGGAGCUGGAGUCCCCCGGGGGGGCGCAGAAGGACAGCUGAUCAGCUGAGGAUUGUGGGUCAGCAGAGUUGGGAGAUGUGAGCUGGUGGGCGGACGGCGCUCAGCAAACUCUCGCUGUCGUCUCUCUCCUCGUCUCCGCUGCUGCAGCUUCGUCCUCUCCUCCCUCUCCUCCCUCUCCUCCCAGCCUCACGUCUCCUCCUGCAUCUGCCGCCGACGCACCUCCACCAGGAGAAGCCAGGAUGGGUUGUCGCCUCACUCGGACCAAGGCUAAGACUCACGAACCUUCCGGCCACCGCCACCGCGAGGAGCUCCAUUUUGUGGACGAGUAUGGCCAGCCAAUAACAGUGCAGGUGGACAGUAAGAGGGGGCGUGGCCACAGGAGGAGGCGGUCCCACUGCGCGAUGGAGUGCAGCGUCCCAUCAGAAAGACACUGGGAGGCGCUGAGAGCGAUGGGUCUGAUGGAGGGGGAGGACGGCCAGGGAGACGUCUACGGUGCGGGGAGCUACUAUGGUCACAUGACCGUGUCACCUGACCCAUACCCGACCAACAGCCACAUGAUGAUGUCACCUGACGUGUAUCCGCCCAAUGGCUACCUGCCCACAGCGUCCAACGACCAGCACCCAGGUAACAGCUACCUGCCCAGCGUCUCCUACAGCUUGGACCACCUGGACAGGCUGGACUACCAGGGGCCAGAGAUGAUGCCCUACCAGCCGAACUCGGAGAGUUGUCUGAUUGGCUGCUACAGCGCAGAGGAAGGCAAGCCUCAGACUUUCCCCAGACAGUCGGACUAUCGUCCUCCCUGGAGGCCUGACCGUCCUCUCAGCUACCUACCCCUCAGUGAGCUUGACAGCGGGUUGGGAUGCGGGCCCGACAGCCCCCACCACAGGGUGGCGCUCUCAGAAGCUGAGACAGAUGCCAUGUCGUCGCUGCCGGGUCACACCGCGUCCUCCCAAGGUUCCUCCUCGUCCUCGGAGUCGCUGAUAUCGUCCGAACCCAGCGACUCCGGCUUCCACAGCGUCAGCACCGGGGAGCACAGACGGCUGCACAAGAUCCCCAGCGGCCACGCUCACCGGCAGACUCACCACUUCCGCUCAGGCCACUCCCCUCGAGAGCAGAGAGCACGCUGGGAUUUGGAGUCCAUCCCCGAAACGACGCCGGUGACCCACGCUGGACCACCGCAGGCUUCCCGGUGCUCUGUGGGAAACAGCACGACCACAGUGGUUCAUUUCCACAGAGCUGAGAGAAGUCCCACGUUACCUCGCCACCAUUCACCCCCGUCGCCCUCCAUGGGUAGUCGUACGGAGCCCUGCCAGCGGAGGGCGCUGUGGCUGGAGCAGCAACAGCAGGGCGGAAGCGGAAAGAUGGAGGCUCCAGGGAGGAGUCGAACAAUAACAGAUCUGAGUGAAGGCCAGCGGCCUCGCAGGGCGAGUCACCCCAACAUGACCGACCCGACCGCUUUGAGAAACACUCACCAGAACAGCCACCCCGGUGCGAGCGGCAGCACAAUGGGACCGAGGAGCAGGGCCAGCUAUCCCAGUAACUGUCAUCCCAACGAUCCCGUCAGCCUAGACAGAGUCAGCCUGAUCAACCAUCACAGCGCCAACCGGAGCAGAGAGGAGGACUCCCUCUCCAAAAGCCCCGGAUCUGCGUCCAGCGGAGUCAGCGGCGUCUCAGACUGGCGGGGCUUCCAGACUCUCUGGAGUCACAUGGAAAAACCCAAAACCUCCUGCGGCCCCUUCUACAGCACACUGGGAGCCCCAGAGCGUAGCCCCCGAUCUCCCACGUCUCCCCGCUCCAGGCUAUCCAAUCAGAAGUCGGUUAGGAACCAGCUGCUCAGAGCCCGGGCUUACCGAUUGGCCAGGGAGCGCAGCGAGGUCACAACAGAUGAAGAAAUGCGAGGGGACGGGUCGAGAGGUGGCGAGGACGAAUGGGAGGACGGUCGGUGGGCGGGGAGGUACUGGAGUCGGACCGAGAGGAGGCGCCACAUGGCGUUGUCACGGCAGCAUCGAGAAAGGCGAGGCGGGAUGGAGGAGCACGUUGGCGGAUGCCAGGGGGCGGCGUCGUCUCAGAUGGUGCUGGAGCUGAGCCACCUGAAGCAGAACCGGCUGAGGAACAGCAAGCUGCUCGACGAUUGGACGACGGUGGAGGAGCUGCUGACGCACGGCACCCGGGUGGAGAGUGACAGUCAACUGUGUCCCAGUCCGCUGCUGUCAGUCACCACCGUCUGAUCCAAAGACAGGCUCUUCCUGUUAGCUCUGAGCGAAACCUCACAAAGGCCCAGGUCCGUUAAGGG
Molecule: messenger RNA, 2393 nt
Organism: Fundulus heteroclitus (mummichog)
Lineage: Eukaryota; Metazoa; Chordata; Actinopteri; Cyprinodontiformes; Fundulidae
Exons: 6
Coding region: 340-2328 (662 amino acids)
Source: RefSeq, a predicted model, not a curated record